AUGGCGUCCAACAGACUCACCUACCGCCGUCGCAACCCUUACAACACCACCUCCAACCGGACCCGAGUCAUCAAGACUCCCGGUGGUGAGCUCCGCCUCCUUCACAUCAAGAAGCGCGGCACUGCUCCCAAGUGCGGCGACUGCGGCAUCAAGCUGCCUGGUGUCCCUGCCCUCCGCCCCCGCGAGUACGCUCAGAUCUCCAAGCCCAAGAAGACCGUCCAGCGUGCCUACGGUGGCUCAAGAUGCGGUAACUGCGUCCGGGACCGCAUCGUCCGUGCCUUCCUCAUCGAGGAGGCCAAGAUCGUCAAGAAGGUGCUGAAGGAGCAGAGCCAGAGCGAGAAGUCCAAGAAAUAA
Messenger RNA from Thyridium curvatum, 354 nucleotides. RefSeq lists its product as uncharacterized. Gene Ontology annotation, molecular function: structural constituent of ribosome. The record is from RefSeq and is a predicted model, not a curated record. Gene Ontology annotation, cellular component: ribosome. Bases 1 to 354 code for a protein of 117 amino acids. Gene Ontology annotation, biological process: translation. NCBI's taxonomy places the organism in Eukaryota, Fungi, Ascomycota, Sordariomycetes, Thyridiales, Thyridiaceae. The transcript has 3 exons.